This is a messenger RNA of Sinocyclocheilus anshuiensis, 1440 nucleotides long. RefSeq names its product serine and arginine rich splicing factor 10a (gene srsf10a). The transcript has 6 exons. Gene Ontology annotation, molecular function: RNA binding. Bases 466 to 1017 code for a protein of 183 amino acids. NCBI's taxonomy places the organism in Eukaryota, Metazoa, Chordata, Actinopteri, Cypriniformes, Cyprinidae. The record is from RefSeq and is a predicted model, not a curated record.
GUGACGCACGCGUUGUGUACGUGUGCACACACUGAUCUGGACUGCGGCCUGUGCGUGCGGCGCGUCUCUCCGUGUGCGUCUGAGGAGCUGAAGGCUGCAGUCUUGCUUUUAUUUUGAUCAUGGCGAGAUACAUGCGACCUCCAAACACGUCUCUGUUCAUCAGAAACAUCUCCGAUGACAGCAGAAAAUGUAAAGACAUACAGUUCUGGAGACCUUCCCUACAAAGAGUAUUUAGAAGGGCCGAUGUAGAGUAGAUUCAAGACAAAGACAAUAAAGAGAGAGUUAAAGCUUGAAGAUUCAAAGGGGACCAAAAUUGGAGUCAAGGCCUCGUUCUGACCAAAGAAAGAGGAAAAGACUAAAGGUUAUUGGGCACAGACAUCCCCAAGUCCUUCUCGGAGGCGGUUAAAGACAAUAAAGGUCAAGCUGAAGGUCAAAGGUCAAGCAUGUUAAAGGUAACCCGUUUUAAUGCUCAUGUUCGAGGACGUUCGUGACGCGGAGGACGCGCUGCAUAACCUGGACAGGAAGUGGAUCUGUGGACGGCAGAUCGAGAUCCAGUUCGCUCAAGGAGACCGGAAGACUCCCGGUCAGAUGAAAUCCAAAGAGAAGCGCUCUCCUCGCAGCGACUCGCGGUACGAUGACUCUGAGCGCGACGGCCGGCGCAGACGCUCACGCAGCCGCAGUUACAGCAGAAGCAGAUCUCGCAGUCCUUCAUACGAACGCCGCACGCGCAGAUCAGCAAGCCCUAGAGACUCUCGGUCGCGCGGCAGACACCGGAGGAGCAGAAGUCGAGAGAACCACAGACACAGGUCACGUGAUCACGGCCGCAGACGCCACCGAUCAGCCUCGCACUCUCCGUCCCCUGACUCCAAAUACAAGGCCAAGAGCCGGCGGUCUCGCUCCCGGUCCAGAUCGGCCAGUCCGCCCGCAGAAGAGCUGCAUGCGUCGGCCGACUCGCGUCAGGACGAACCCCGCUCGCGCUCCAGAUCCUGGGCCGGACUCAAGUCUGGAGGCCACUAGCGAGCGCUCUGCUCUUAAAUCCUGUGCAGCUUUUCAUCGAAUCUUUGUGUUUAAUCAUGACUGCGCAGCAGCUUCUGCUUGCUCUCGUUCUUACUGAAAUUAUGCUUGAAGUUGUCCGAGGCAGUUCAUUCUUUUGUAAGAAACGUGCUUUGACGCCAGUAUAAAGAUGGCUUUAUUUUUAUAGUCAAAGACAAGCAGAAACCCAGCUGUUUGAUUGUAGAAAGAUGCAUGCAGAAACAGUGAAUAAUGGGAGAAAACUGGGGAAGACCGUUGAUUUAAAGAUUUUUUGCUCGGAAAAGUCGCAGUGUUAAGUUUUUCUUCAAAAGUUAUAAUGUAUUAAAAGCUCAAUUUGUAUUGUCUUGCAUCUGUUUAUAUUAAAGACGUAGUAUUUUUGUCAUUGCAAAAUAAACAUGAUUUAAACGU